AUGUUCUGCAUUGGCAGGCUUCUUAUAGGCAUCUCAAUUAACACAGGAUCUGUGGCUGCACCUGCGUACCUUGCAGAGGUAGCUCAUCCGGACAAUCGUGAGAUGCUCGUCGGGCUCUGGGGGUCUGCUUAUUACGUUGGGAGUAUUCUUGCUGCGGCCAUCACGUUUGGCAGUCAAUAUCUCAAUUCUACCUGGGCAUGGAGGCUGCCAUCUCUGCUCCAAGUCUUGCCGUCAGUGCUUUGCAUUGUUCCCUUGGCAUUUAUGCCUGAAUCUCCCCGGUGGCUGGUAUACCAAGACCGUCAUGAAGAGGCUAAGGCGAUGAUUAUCAAGUACCACGGAGGCGGCAACGCCAACUCUCCUAUUGUGGCCAGAGAAUACGAAGAAAUACGCCAAUCACUCUCCCACGAGAAAGCGACGCAAACGGUCGGGUUCAAAGCCCUCGUGGCAACAAAACCCAAUCGUUGGAGACUCGCUUACUCAUCCUCCGUUGAAGUUUUCUGCCAGUUUAGUGGAAACAACAUCAUCACUUAUUAUCUUGGGGAGACUCUCUCCACUGCCGGCAUCACCAAAGUACAGACGCAACUCGGUAUAAAUAUAGGCAUCAGUAGCUUCAGCCUGGUCGCUUCUGUGCUUGGAAGCAUCUAUACUGCAAGACUGGGUCGUCGUCCUUCAUUCUUGAUCUCUACUGGUUUAAUGAGCAUGACUCUACUCAUCUACGCCAUCCUUACGAAGCUUUACAUCGGCAGAGACAAUUCAGGGGCGUCCGACAGUUUGGUGUUCCUGAUCUUCCUCUAUUUCGGAAUAUACUCUUUUGUGUGGACGCCUCUUUCCGCGCUUUAUCCAGUCGAGGUUCUCACAUACUCAACCCGUGCACAUGGAUUGGCAGCCUAUAGCUGUAUUGUCUACCUCACAGCCUUCUUCAACACAUACGUGAUACCCUUUGCGAUGAGAAUUACCUGGGGUUUCUAUCUUAUUACCGCUUUGUGGUGUUUAGUUGAAUGUGUGGUGAUCUAUUUCUACUUUCCAGAGACGAUGGGUAUGUCCAUGGAAGAAAUUGAUGGUGUAUUUGAAAAGGACAUGGCUACUGUUCUAGAAAGUGUACGGGUGGAUGUGGACGUCAAGGCCUAUGAAGGAAAGGACGUGACGACCACACCUGUAUGA
Molecule: messenger RNA, 1161 nt
Organism: Exophiala oligosperma
Lineage: Eukaryota; Fungi; Ascomycota; Eurotiomycetes; Chaetothyriales; Herpotrichiellaceae
Exons: 5
Coding region: 1-1161 (386 amino acids)
Biological process (GO): transmembrane transport; carbohydrate transport
Cellular component (GO): membrane
Molecular function (GO): carbohydrate:proton symporter activity
Source: RefSeq, a predicted model, not a curated record